CUUGUCAAAAUUUAAAUAUACAUGCUGAUCAAUACCGUUAAAUCAACUGUUUGACUUUUGUUCCCGCAUAUCAGUCGAGAGUGAAGUUUCAAACAAGCUUUUCAAGAAUUGUUGGAAAUAUGCGCCAAAUUAAGGUAAGCAUUUCAGGAAAUAUUUAGGGAGUAUUUUUGGUUAAAUAAAAAAAUUGCUUAUGAACAAUGCGAAACGCGAAUUUAUAUUACUACAUAAUGCUUUAAUAGCUCAUAAUUUUAUAUCACUAAUACAUAUACUCAUCUAUUUUGUUUCUGCUCAAAUUACCAUUAAAAAGUUAGCGAUAUUAGUUCAAUCAUGCAUGAAACAAGGCUAUAUCCGUACUAAAAUUUAUAUAGAAUUAACAACUGCAAACUAAAUUCACUAUUAAAUUCCAGACUAAGGGCUUUCGCGCAAAACGUCGACCUGUUUUUGAUACAGUAUAGUUGCAAUACACAAAAAAGCCUACAAAUUAUAUUAUUAUCUGCCCUAUAAUUUGUAAAAAAAUACACGAGGAAAAAUUUUGAUGCUUGAAAAAAAUUUCUGUUAAAAAUAGCACGCAAAAUUUUAGACCACGCAAGUUAAUCUGAAAGUGAUUAGCAAUAUACAGACUCGUUAGAAAUCGUGGGAUGAUUAUUGUCUGAAAUUAGGUUUAUUAAAGACAUGCAGAAUAAUGUAUUUUAGGCAAAUUAGGAUUCAUCAUUCAGGCACUUUAACAACUUCGUGUGAAAGAAAAAGAAAUACUUGAUCUAAGUAUCUAAUGAAGCAAUAAUUGUCAAUUGAAACAAUUCCAAUGGAUAUUGAAUGAAAUAUCAACUGACAGAAUUUUUUAUCAUCGUGCUAAGAUACAGUCCACUUUGUGAAUUAAAAUUUAAUGCCUGACAAUUUUUAAAGAUUAUUUGCUGGCCGUGAUCUGAAGUGGACGACUAUAUUUAUAUAUAUGCAAACAAUAUCGCAAAGAUGUUAGCAGGCUGCGUACCAUGGCUGCACUCAAGUCAAUAGCGGAACUUUUAUUUUGUUGCAUUCAUUAAAGCGUCACUUAAAAUGCACAUGAACUAUACUCUAUAACGAAAACUUUUAUCGUCUUAUUUUAAAGUAUAUACAAACUAUACGGUAUAAUUGCUUUUGCAGUUUUUCGUUCCGUAUAAUUAUGCUUCGCGGUUUUCGAGAUAUUUCCAGUCGUAGUUUGAUAUACAGUACGUCUCAUGGAUUCAGGCUACGUCACAAUAAUAAGUUAUCAGAUUAAGUUGUAUAUCUUUGCUAAUAUCGAAUAAAAUAGAAGUAUUAGACUAGUAUAUUGUGCAUUUGUGGGUAGUUUAAUUAAACACAGACCACGGCAGCUUAUUGUAGGAUGCUAUACCUACACUGGACCACCACAUUUGAGAUAUCUUUUUCAGGUAGUUCAGAUACAAACCGCAGCAGCUUAUUGUAGAACACUACCUAUCUGGGCCAUCACGUUCGAGACAUAUACAUGUGCAGUAAUACCACACCACAGGGUUUAUUUUAAGAAAAAUUUAGAACUGCACAUUUAGGGAUGUUACGAAGGCAACGGGUGUUUGACGGGGGAGGGGGGGGGUCGAAGGAUUUUUUAUCUGCAUAUAGGUGACAGAAUAAUGGUGUGGUUGGGUGGGAGAAUUGGAGAAAGGCCAGACAAACUCGAUUUUGGGUGCGGGAGCUAGGGGGUGUUCCCCAAAACAAUUUGAAUCUAGAGGCUCCUAUAGCUCUGGCAAAGAUUUGUUUACCCAACCACUCACAAAAACUGUUUCAAAACAUGUAAGUGGGAAUCAUGGAUAUUCAAUAUAUAACAACCUUAAAUUUGCAUUUGAGGCAGCAACGAAUAUUAGGUUCUCCGACUCUAAUCUCUUUUGGGUUGCUUCGCUCGCCCCAAUUUUACCUUCUUUUCCAUUACGCCAGCACGUAUAAGUGAUUUGUGAGGAAAAUAGGAAGGUCUGGAGUUCUCCCCCCAGAAAACGUUUAUAUUUUUGAUGCUCAAUUAAUGACAGCAAUUCUGGAAUUUUCUGGAGCAUCCACAAGGGUAACGAGUAAAUGAGGAGACUGUUUUAAUUAAGGCUAUUUUUGUUAGUUUGGUGACUGCACAUUGAUGUUUUAAGAACUGCACAAAUGGGUUUAGAACUGCACAUUUUGUGUAGAACUGCACGUUAAAAUAAACCCUGCCACACCAUCAAUCAACAGGAUUUUUGUAAGUGAAAACUUUUGUUAAAUUUCCUAGUUCUUUGCAGUCGCGUCCAUAUUAACAGUAAUCCAAGCAAGCGCGUCUGACAAUAACCUCGACCAGAACGAGAGAAGCCCAAAGGAAUCAUGGUUUUCAAAUGAAAUUGAAAAUAUAGAGAGAAAUGUGAACGACCCAGUGAGAGAAGUCGUUCCUUUGCAAGACGGAUAUAACGAUACACCGAGAGCAUUCAAACCCUGGGAGUAUACAUCAGAUUUGCCUAGAGAUUCAAACAAUAUUGAGAUGGAAUCCCACGAGUGGCAAUACAGAUCAAAAAUAAAUAAAUUUCCAACCAACACCAAAAUUGUCAAAAUCUUCAACCGACGUGGUUUCCUAGCAAUCAACAAGUAUGGUGAAGUUUAUGCAAACGGAUCACUUGAUGCUCCCGAAAGUAUGUACUGUAUAAAUUCUUUAAUAUUGAAUUGGUUUAAUUAAAGGACAUAUAUGACUCGAAAAUUGACGAUGUUAUUUUUUUGUCUGAUGUGAAAGAUCAUUGAAAACUGCAGAGUAACUUCUUUGAUAGAUUUUUGUUUUCUCGCUUCGUUUUGAAGAUAUUUCAUUUUGUAUGAUAUGCAAAGGGCCAGGGCGAACAUGAUUAGGCGAAGUUCAACUCCCGAUGUUUUGCAAACAUCUCUUAGUAUAUAUCAAUUCAAAAGUGCCCUUUCACGAAAAUCUGCCCCCCUUGCCUUCACAUCGUUCCGACGUCCCUGCAAAGGGCCAACUUCCUAAGUCACAUAUGCAUAAUGAUUUAGCCCUAAAAGCUGCCUAUAUCUUUAAUGCGACUAAACACAAUCAGUAGAAAACAUACAUGGGUGUUUUUGUGGACAAAUCUCGUGCUCGUUAUUCAUUUUGAGCGAAUUUAUUUGAUAGUGACAAAAAUUAUAUACCAUUUUAAAGUAAGUCAUUAGGCAUGUGUGACCUAGAAAGUUAGUCCUUUGCAUAUCAUACAAAAUGAAAUACCUCCAAAACGAAGCAAGAAGUCAAAGAAGUUACUCCACACAGUUUUCAAUGAUCUUUAAAAUUAUACUAAAAAAUAACACCGUCAAUUUUCGAGUCAUAUGCCUUUUAAAUCAAUUUUCCAGUUGAAACUGACUGAAUGACAUGGAGUAUUAAAAAUUGAUUACAUAAAUACAAAAACUGUCUGUACCAGUGUAGGUAGUACCAAUUUAAAAAUGCUGUGCUGCAGAGUGGUUAUAUCACUACCUUAAAAAAUAAGCAGAAACUCGACGUUUCGAGCGAAGGCCCUACUAAAUCUUAAGGAAGGGCCUUCGCUCGAAACGUCGAGUUUCUGCUUAUUUUUUUAGGUAGUAAUAUAUAACCACUCAGCACAGCAUUUUUACAUAAAUACAACCUACACGCGUAAAAACGAACAGUUGAAGUAAUAUUUCAACUCUGACUAUGAGGAUUGAAUGCACUAGAUUCCAUGCAAGUCCGCGCAAUUUGAUCUCUAGUCCAGCCCUUGAAAUCUAGUCCCGUCCUCAUAGUCGAUAGGAUUUGAAAUAACAUCUCGUACGAAUAAAUCACCAUUUAAAGUGAGGUGAAUUAAUCUUGAUCCAGUCCUAGGACUGAAUCAAUAUACUUUACCAGGUAUUCAGUAUUAUCAUGUAAGCAAAAUAAAGCAACAUGGUUGGCUAAUUUAGUUAUGAAUUAUGAAUGAGUUUGAAAUGGGUAUUGUAGACGGAAAUUUAAAAACUGAACAGAUUUGAAAUUGCUCUCAAUUUCGCAAAACAGCUAUUUGUAUCCAGUUUUUUUAAUAUAUGGAUGGCUUCUUUCGGUAUUUAUAAUGUAGAAUAAUGAAAAAAAUUGUCGAACUCAAAUUUUAUAAACCAGGAGGGUGUGUCUUUUCCGACGAACUAAAAAUGGCUUGCGCACGAGAUUUAAAAGAUUUAAUCAUAUUUUGAGUUAAUAGGUGGAAAAUUUGUUGGGUUUUUAAUCAAAAUAUUAUUAAAGCUUUUAAAUUUCGUGCGCAAGCCAUUUUUAGUUUGUUGGAAAAGACACCCCCUCCCUGGUUUACAAAAUUUGAGUUCGAGAAAUUUUUUUCAUUAUUCUACAUUAUAAUACCAAAGGAAGCUAUAUACAUAAAAAACUGGACACUAAUAACUGUCUUGCGAAAUUGAGAGCAAUUUCAAAUCUGUUCAGUUUUUUUUAUACACCCUGAAGAUCAUCCGCCUGCAGGAAUCGAUGACCUGCGGCCCUGCGAUUCUGGCGCGGCGCUCUAGCCAACUGAGCUACAGAACUCAGUCGUCCGAGCUCUAAUCACAAGUUCAUGUAUAUAUACUAGGUCUAGGGUACUACCGUGUUAGGUUAUGGGUAAAUAUCAAGAUUUUGUUGGCAUCUCAUCAGUUCAAUGGACCUUUAACCUUAUAACUAAAAUUUUGAUCUAGACAAAAAUUUCAGCACAGCUUGAAAGAGCAUCAUAAAAUUAGUAAUAUUCCAAAGUUUUGUUACGAAAUGUUGUAAAAUGCGGAUAAUAUAGCCGUGCGAAGUUUGCAAUUUUCAGUCAUUUUAGAUUACAAACGGGAAAUUGAUACCCAAAUCGGGUGUUUGGGUAUCAAUUUCCCGUUUGUAAUCUAAAAUGACUGAAAAUUGCAAAUUUCGCAAGGCUAUAUUAUCCGCAUUUUACAACAUUUCGCAACGAAACUUCGGAAUAUUACUAAUUUUGUGAUGCUCUUUCAAGCUGUGAUGAACUGUUGUCUAGAUCAAAAUUUUAGUUAUAAGGUUAAAGGUCCAUUGGAUAAUAGUUGCAGGACAUCUGAUGUAGGUGCAAAUUAUCGAGUAUAAUUAACGAGGUUUAUAGCCAAUCAAAUUUCACGGAUUACGUCACAUGCACACCUUUGUAUACCCCAUCCAAAUGAGGUUUAGGCCCCGUUUACACUAUACCGGAUUGCUGUCGGAGUGGGUCAAAUUUUGUAGGCAUUGAAAGGCUGAAGAUUUUUAAUCUCAGAGACCCAAAUAAACAAGCCAAUUCUGUCAAACUAAUAAGCAUUUGCUACUAACCAUUGCUCCUUAACGGCAGAAGAUGAUCGCGUGACGAGCGAAUCCGGUAUAGUGUAAACGGGGCCUUAAUAAUAUGCAAAUCAGUUAUGCAAACACUCGUGUUGUAUCUUUUCUGUUACGAUGUUAAAUUAUUUGCAUAUUUAUUAAAAUCUCAUCGGUCCAUGCAUUAUGAAAACAAAAUCAUAUUCACAUAAUCCAAUACCAAAAUUAUUUAACAAGCACCAAUUUAUUUCCCCGUCCAAAAAUUAUCGCAAGAAUUAAACACGCAGUUAUUAAACACUGGUGCUAUUGUACAGGGUGUAUAAAAGUAAAGGUAAUCGAACUUCAGCGCGCUAUUGUUAUCUGAAUUACUCUGCGUAUGAACAAAUUUUUUCAUCUUCGGAAAGAUCAGGCUUUUAGCUGUUGAAUAAUAUCUUCUUCAUGCCAGCGGCGGCGGAACAGAUUUCAUUCUGGGGGGGCUAAAUUUUUUUUCCGUGACCCCUCCCCGUCGCCAAAAAAAUUUUGGUCAGUCUACCAUUUUAGGGGUACAAAAAUUUUUCCGCACAUAUACGAGAAAAGAGAUUAAAAAUUUUUUUCCGGACAUAUACCAAAAUUUUUUUCCGGAAAUACACAUUUUUUAAACAAAAUAUUGCAAAGUUUUCCCCUUAUACCUAAAUUUUCAAACAAUAACCUAAAUUUUUCCUUAAUUAUCAAAAUUUUUCCACAAAAAACUAAAUUUUCUGGGGGGCUAAGCCCCCCCACUUUUACUUCGGGGGGGGGGGCUUUAGCCCCCCUAGGCCCCCCGGUUCCGCCGCCCCUGCUUCAUGCCAAAUGGAUAAAAAAUGAGCAAAUACGAAUCCGAUAAAAAUGUUAGUUAGAAUCGUAGAUUUUCACCGUUGAGAGUUGGGUAUAAAAGUAUAAAACCAUUGAAAAUUAAUCCACUUUGGUACUUAAGUUGAUGAAUUUCACUUCAAUAAAGAAUUUCACUUCAAUGUCAUUCAAUAGCUAAAAGCCUGAUCUUUCCGAAUAUGAAAGAAAUUGUUCAUAUGCCGAGCAAUUCACAUACAAUGGGGCGCUGAAGUUCGAUUACCCUUCUUUUUAUACAUGCACCCUGUAUAACUCGAUGUAUACUCGGUGAAGCGAGGGAAGUGAAGAAUCCGUAUUUUUCACGGGAUCUAGUAUCGGAAUGCACCAACUAAAAUCUGUCAUGUCAACCUUAAAAUACUGCCUACUCACCUUUUAUCGUCUCCACAGUCUACACAACAGAUUCAAUCUACUUUUAUCGCUCAAAUAUCGCUUCAAACCACAAAUUAUAACAUACAAAGUUCGCCCUGGAUGAUAUCUCCCUCCCCCUUCGCGUUGCAAACCUCUUUCACAAACCGACUCAGCCACAUAUUUAAUGUUUCUGCGUUCAUACCAUGUAAUGGUGUAGUCAAGCCUCCGACUUGAGAUAUAUCUAAGUUCGCUAACUUGAGGGCACAUUCCUAGCAGCCUUCGAAAACCUUGACGGCCCAUUUUGUAUAUUGUAUUAUAUCCUGUAUUCUUCGGAAUAGUACUGGCAACCAAAAGACGCUUUUCCUCUGCUUUCAAAGGUUUUCUGAACCAGCUACCACCUUCCAUCACAGCGGCUAAAUGCAACCUACACGCCCUCUCUUCGCAAAAAAAUUCAACCUAUUCUAGCUGCAAACCUCGGAAUUUCCCGCUAAGAAUGCACUUUGCAAUUCUUAAGCAUAAAAGAUUUUAGACCCCUGGGAAUUGAAAUCGAAUUGCUAAUACAUUACAGGGUGUAUAAAAAAAAAUACUAAAACUGUCUGUACCAGUGUAGGUAGUACCAAUGUGAAAAUGCUGUGCUGAGUGGUUAUAUUACUACCUUAAAAAAUAAGCAGAAACUCGACGUUUCGAGCGAAGGGCCUUCGCUCGAAACGUCGAGUUUCUGCUAAUAUGUAUAAAAAAAAACGCAACCUCGGAAUUUCCUAAGAAAUACUUUGCAAUUCUUAAGCAUAAAAGAUUUUAGGCCCCUGGGAAUUGAAAUCGGAUUGUUAAUAGAUCAUAUUACUGUUGUUGUGCAUUAAAUAAAUGCAUAAAUUUUGCUUUAUGCACUCGCGUGUGCAAUAAUUUUGACAGUUGUGCUAUUUUAAAUUCCCAGGCGCAUAAAAUCUUUUUUCUUUAAAACAAUGUGGAUUUCUUGGGAAAUCCCGAGGUUGCGCUUUUUUUUAUACACCCUGUAUGCACUCCAUCAAUAUUUCACGCACCACGGUUCAGCAUAUGUGCAAUUGAAAAGGCAUUCAAAUUUUGACAAUAUGCUUGAUUUUUAAAGGUCUCCUUUUUUUUGAUACACCCUGUACAGUAUACUAGGUGCAAACCUCGGAAUUUCCCGCUAAGAAUGCACUUUGCAAUUCUUAAGCAUAAAAGAUUUUAGGCCACUGGGAAUUGAAAUCGAAUUGCUAAUACAAUAGUUUUCGGUUUUUGGGGACACCCUGUACAGGGUGUCCCAAAAAAACACCCAAACUAUUGAAAUAACGUAUUGUUAGAAUUUGAAUGCCUUAGCACUAGGCUGAACGCAAAGAUGCGUAAAAUAUUGACAAGGGUGCAUAUAUUAUAAAUAUUGACUUUAUUAAGAAAUUAAAAUAUCUUUGUAAAGCGCAAGAUUUUCUGCUAUUGGGAAUUUAAAGCAGCUUCGCAAACAGUUUUUUUAUGCAUAAAAUUUACUUAUGUCAAGUUUUGAUGCACGUGUGGGUUCAGCAGAGUGCUAAGGCAUUCAAAUUUUAACAAUACGUUAUUUCAAUAGAAGAGGUUGUCAACAUUGUUAAUUAGAGAGUUUAAGAUCUACGACGCGGCCGGCUCAACGACGCGCUUGUGAAAGAAAGAAAUUUGUCAUGCAAGACAAAAACUGUGAAUAAAUUUGUGGUCCCAACUCCCAGGGGUAUUCUCAACGGCUUUGCCAUGCUCAGCAGAACGUUAAACCAAGCAUUAUGACGUCUUUCAAGCAACGCGAAGCUUAUUGCGACCCAAAAGGUGAUAUUUAAUGUCGAAAUUACAGCAAACAUUGCAUCGCUUUAGUCAAACUUAGCAGUUUGUAAUGUUAUUUGAAAAUCGUCAAACGUUUAUUACAGUAAUGAAAUUGCUUAGCGUUCAUUUUUUAGCUGAAAUUCAGACCGCGUCAUUGAGCCGGCCGCGUCGUAGAUCUUAAACUCUCUAUUACAGCAUUGGUCAGUUGUAACAAUGCUGUAACGACAGUGUUGACAACUUGUUCUUGGGGUACAGCACAAUCUUGUUCAAGCACGCCCAUUUUAUAAAAGAAUUCGUAGUUUCUGAUUGGCUAACAGCCAACUGUGAAAUCAACUCAAUAGCUGACCAAAUAUGGAAUUUUGACAUAAUCUUAAACGGAGUGACGUCAUAACAUUGAUAUGAACAAAUCAUACUAAUGUUAUGACGUCAUGUUGUGGAAAUAUAAAAUGUGGAAACACGACCAAAACAAUACGGCACAGCCUUGGCACAGCAAGGGAAGCAAAAUUUAAAAUAUACAGAAACAAUAUCUGCGAAAACAGCUUGCAACUCAUGAAAGAAAAAUAUCACGAAAACAGCCAUGAAAGCUUUCGAAACAUCUUCAUUGGUCAUUCAGCUUCCAGCCUUCGGCUGAUAACACAAACUUUGGCUUUGAUAAUUCAUGUACACACAUAAAAAUGUCACAUCUUGUAACAAGUCUGCCAACAAGCCGUCAACAAGAUAUAUUCGCACUGCUUGUAACAAGUUGUCAACAGGUUUGGAACAACUUGUUGACAACUUGUAACAACCUUGUCGAAAUUAUCAGACUUGUUGCAAGGUUGUUCUGACAAGUCCGUUACAUGCUUGGUAUAACAAGAUUGUUACAACCUUGUGUUGACAACCUGGUAACAUCCUUGUUAUAUCAUGGCUGUAACAAACUUGUUGGCACAGUCUUGUAACAAGGCUGAUAAUGCCAUCAAGUUUGUUACAAGUUGUUAACAGCUUGUUCCAAACUUGUUACAACAAACUUGGAACAAGCAGUGCGAACACAACUUCAGUGUUGACAGCUUGUGAACAGACUUGUUACAAGGUUGUUACAAGCUGUGCGUUUUUACGCGUCUGGUACACGAACUUGCAAUUAGAUUUCGACAACUGGACUCUGUAGCUCAGUUGGUUGAAGCACUGCACCGGAGUCGCAGGUAAAUCCAAUUCCCCUUAGAUCUGACACUGUUUUUAUAGUAAUUUACUCCGCUUAACUCGAACUCCUCGCUAAUUCGAACAAAUUUUGUUUUCCCUUGGUCAAAUUUACCCCGUUAACUCGAACUUUGUUUUCGAGUCGUGGAUCGGCAAACCUUAAAAUGUCAGAACAUAGCAUUUUGACAACCAGUAACUUGGAUUUUUAUUCAAAUAACAACAAUUUAAUCGGUGUAUAAAUGAUCAUAAAUUUAAAGAGAUUAUACACAUAGUUGCGACGAUUGUUAUUGAUCUAAUUUUUUUAGUUCCUUUUGUAAAUUUCUACAUAUUUUUCAUGUGGAAAGAACUUUAGUUUGCAUGGAAAUUGCAUAGAUCGGAAGAGCACCCAAGUUAAAAAGAUCAGUACUGACUAUAUAUAAAGAACUUUAGUUAUAGGAAUGCACAAUUAAACCUUUUGUAAUUUUGAUGAACAGUGAAUAAAACUUUUAUACCUUAUCAAUUAUUAACAUAAUAAACGAAAUCUGACACCAAGUCCGGUUAAUUCGAAGCCCCGCUAACUCGAACAAUUUUUCGUUCCCCUUGGGAGUUCGAGUUAGUGGGGUUCUACUGUAGUUACAUUUUUCAAACGUUCUCCUGGUUAGGUCUGAUAAACGUAUGAAAUUCACACUGGAAAUUUCUAUCUACAAAACCUUUCAAAAAUUAGUUACAUUCAAUAAUUGUUACUGCAUGUUUCAUCCUUAGUCAAAUUCAAGGCAUUGCUCUACAGUCUCCAGAAGAACACGUACAAAGUGAGAUUGCUGAAUGUAAAAUACAGCAAGUACAUAGCAAUUUCAUGCAAGACUGGCAAAGUCUACUCAACGGUAUGAUUAAAUAAUCUUUUACAAUUAAAAUCGUCAGUAGAUGAGGAUUGCAGUCUAAGGAGAAUAAUAACUGUGUUUGUUGAGUAAACUCUAGAUUAGGAGUUUGGACUAUGGUUAUUAAUUACGGCUAGGGUUAUGAGUAAGAUUAAGAUUAUGAUUAAGAUUAAAUUAGAAUUAAGAUUAUGAGUAAAAAUAGGGUAGGGUUAUGAUUAACAUUAUGAUUAAUGUUAGGAUUAAGAUUAGGAUAUGAUUAUUAAGUUUAGAAUUAAGAUUAGGUUAAGGUUAUAAUUAAGUUUAGGAUUAAUUAGGGGGAAUUCCUUUGCACUAUUGCAUGAGGAGGGGGGGGUUGCGGCAAAAUAUUAUAAUUUUGGAUGAAAAAAACCCAUAGCAACCAAAGUAAACAUAGUAAAAAUAAACCGUUGCUAAGCAGAAUUAUCGGAUAUCUUUCUACAUAAACGGAUAUUUCGACGAAAAUGUUUAGAAUAUCCGAAUGAAAACACAAUGAAGUGAAAAUGUAAUAGUUUAUGUGAUAAAUAAAGCCAAAAAAAUAUUUUAAAAAUUUUAAACUGUCCUGAAAUUUUAAGGUAGACGGCUACCACCAGCCGGAUAAAAACAGUAUGAUAUAAUUAGGUUAUUUUGUGUGUGUCAGUGGUGUUAUGUACUCAGGUGAAUAUGUUUGUAAUGUUACUCAGAGUGUGCAUCCACACUCAGAGUAACAUCACAAACAUCAUAGUAUGAUUAGGGUUAGGAUUGAGGUUAGUAUUAAAGUGAUGAUUAAGUUUAGGAUUAAAAAGGUUAGUUAGGAUGAAAAAUCUUGUUAAAAUUAUGAAUAAAGUUAAUUAUAGUUUGGGUUAGGAAAGUUAUGAUAAAGUUUGGAUUAAAAUGAUUACGAUUAAGGUUGGAGUCAAGUCAGUGGCGUAACUACUAUGGGUUCAGACCGGGAGAACCCGGGGGCCCCAACCCAAAUGGGGGCCCCCAGGCUUGGGCGAUAGAGCAUAAACAUUGGCCAGGGCCUCUGAUAUGUUACAAUGUCGUUUUAUGACCAUCAGAAUUCUGUAAAAUCUCUCCCCAAAGUCCAGGAAAUGGCAUUUCAGAGAGCCUAGAUUCAAACAUUUUCCGGAUGAGCAUGCCCUGGACCCUCUAGAAAAUUCGUGCAUAUACGGCGCUCGACUCGUGCCUUUGGUACUUCUACUAGGGGGGCCUUCGAAAAUUUUGAACCGGGGGGCCCCUGAUAUAACGUUACGCCACUGAGUCAAGUUUAGAAUUUAAGGUUAUGAUUAAGAUUACGAUUAAAGUUGUGAUUUAGAUUAUGAAUAAAUUAUGCUUACGGUUCUGAUUAAGAUAAGGUUAAAAUUAGGAUUAAGGUAUGGUGAGUAUUAAGUUUAUGGUAAGGGUUGUAUAGUUCGUGAUAACUUGUGUAUCUACUAUGUAAUUUUCUCCCGCAUCAUUUAGCCUAAAGAACAAAAUCUUGAAACAAUUCUGAUAUAUUUACCAAACGCUGCCAACGGAGACACAUUUCAAUCAGAAAAAUGUUCCCAAGGCUCUUCCAGCUUCUGGUAUUUAGGCAUUAAGAAAACUGGUGGCAAAAUUAAGAAUGCAAGAGUGGCAAGUGCGCAAGACAAAGGAACGAAAUUUUUGCUCAUUACAGUUUAGAUAAAAAUUCUAGUCAAUAAAGUGUAGUUAAUGUAUA
Messenger RNA from Paramuricea clavata, 11944 nucleotides. The record is from the annotation of a GenBank genome assembly. NCBI's taxonomy places the organism in Eukaryota, Metazoa, Cnidaria, Anthozoa, Malacalcyonacea, Plexauridae.